UCCGGCAGCAGAGUACAGUUACUCCUCGAGAACAGGUCCCUGUGGCAGCAGUUCCACCGUCUGGGAAAUGAGAUGAUCAUUACUAAGUUUGGAAGGCGGACCUUCCCUCAGUGCUCUGUGAGUGUGACAGGCCUGGAUCCCCAUGCCCAGUACAUGAUGCUGAUGGAUGUGGUCCCAGUCGAUAACAUCCGGUACAAAUGGCAGGCCAAGAGCUGGGAGGCUGGAGGGAAAGCAGAACCCCAUCUCCCCCAGCGUUUCUACAUCCACCCGGAUUCCCCGAGCCUGGGAUCGUCCUGGAUGAGCAAAACCAUCUCCUUCCACAAGCUCAAGCUGACCAACAAUCCCAUUGACCAACAGGGACAUAUCAUCCUCCAUUCGAUGCACAGGUACCAGCCCCGUUUCCAUGUUGUACAGGCCAACCAGCUGUACAGUCUCCGCUGGAACUGCACUGCCACGUUUGUGUUUCCUGAGAUGGUCUUCACUGCAGUAACAGCCUACCAGAACUCCCAGAUUACUCAGCUGAAGAUUGAUAAUAAUCCCUUUGCAAAGGGGUUCCGCGUCAAUGGGAUGAACAGUAAAAGGGUACGAGAGGCGAGGACCCUGCAGAGUCGCAGAUGUCCGGCUGUAGUGGAGGAGAGGAGCUGUGACUGUAGUACAGACUGUAAAGAGCAGAAACAGGCUGUACCUCAGGCUGUAGGGGAGAGUAAACUGUGUCUGCUCCAGACUGAGGAGAACGCCAACCAGCAGGAGGCUGCUCGAACCACAUUGCUCCCUCAAACCGUAAACAUGGCAAACUGGGCACCUCCAGCUGGGCACCAGAAAGAGGAGAACCACUGGAACCUCUCAGUUUGCGAAGACCCUGCUCUCCCUGCAGCCCAUGGGGUUGAGGCCAGGGGCGUCUAUGGGAAACCGAUGGUCUUCAAUGCAUUUUGCAAUAUGAGCCCUGGCUCAGAGGGUCUCCCAGUGCCUGAAGAGAAGCCGACAGCCAGUCUGAUGGCCAGCUAUCCUGUGGAGCUCAGUACCAUCCUCGGCCCUCCGGUGAGUGGUAAGGAUUGUGGGAAAGGUGUCUGGGAGAGUGGAGGUGCUCAGGACUUGUCCCUCAUCAAUGUAAACCAGCCAUCCAAUGGAAGGAGUUCUACAGCGUCACAGAGUGCCUGUGAGUUGAGACUCCCUGCAGUGUUACAGAGCACAGGCACUCAGUUCAGUUACCCUGCCUACAAUGGGCCUGCACUUUAUGGCCAUCCAAACAACAUUGGCUUCCUGGAUGUUAGGCGGUGUUUACUGAAUGGCCUGCAGUAUAGUUGAGGGGACAGGCAGUGAGGGGUUUGGGCAGCUCACACUCCCAUUGUGUUCACACCAUGAGGCAAACGACUGUAAAUAACCUGGAAACCAGGCUUCAGUAUCACAGCAGGCAUACUCGGAAAUAGAUGGGAAAUGGUGACUGUCACACUGGUUCUGACUUUCUGAAAACAUACUCAUAUCUGUCCACAUCAUACACUGUGUCCAUCUCUAUACUGUGCACGCUGAGAGUGAAUCUCUAUACAGUAUAUACCAUAUUAAUCACUAUACCACAUACACUGAGAGUUAGUCUCUAUACAAUAUAUACUGUGUUAGUCUAUAUACCAUAUGUACUGUGUGUUAAUCCCUAUAGAGUAAUUACUGGGUCUUUGUACAAUACACAUUAAAUGUGAAUCUCUAUACAAAAUAUACUGAGUGUUAAUCUCUGCAAUAUGUAUUAAAUGCUAAUAAAGAUACACAAACAUACCAAAUGUCAAUCUCUAUAAGACAAAUACAGGAUAUUAAUUGCUGUAUAAAACAUACUGAAUGUCAAUGUCAAUACAAUAUAUAGGGUGUUUAAUCUCCAUAAAAUAGAUACUGAACAUUGAUCUCUAUACAAUAACUACUAGGUGUCUAAACUCUGUAAAAUAAAUACUGGGUGUUAAUAUUUAUACAAUGCACGCCACGGGUCAGUCUCUAUACAAUGUAUGCUGGACGUUAAUCUCUAUACGAAAUAGACUAAGUGUCUAAUCUCCAGACAACAUUUACUGGGCGGCAAUCUCUACACAAUACAUAAUGGAUGUGCUAAUCUCUAUACAAGUUAUAUUAAGUGUCAGUCUCUAUACAAGAUAUCCUAUGUGUAUUGAGUAUGUAUAUUGAGUGUUAAUCUUUGUGCAGUAUAUUCUGAUUGUUAAUAUUUAUACAUAUAUGCUCAGUGUCAGUCUCUUUACUAUAUGUACUGGGUGUCAGUCUCUAUACAAUUUAUGCUGGAUGUUAAUCUCCAUACAAACUAAACUGGGUGUUAAUCUCUACACAUUAUAACCUGAUUGUUAUUCUCUAUAGAAUAUAUAUGGAGUCACAGAAUCAUACACUAUGGAAACAGAUGCCUUGGUCCAACCAGUCCACAUUGACCAUGUUCCCGAACUAAAUG
This is a messenger RNA of Rhincodon typus (whale shark), 2428 nucleotides long. Its product is annotated as T-box transcription factor TBX6L-like. The transcript is spliced from 7 exons. Gene Ontology annotation, biological process: regulation of transcription by RNA polymerase II; cell fate specification; positive regulation of DNA-templated transcription. Gene Ontology annotation, molecular function: RNA polymerase II cis-regulatory region sequence-specific DNA binding; DNA-binding transcription factor activity, RNA polymerase II-specific. The record is from RefSeq and is a predicted model, not a curated record. The coding region runs from base 73 to 1305 and encodes 410 amino acids. Gene Ontology annotation, cellular component: nucleus. Lineage: Eukaryota; Metazoa; Chordata; Chondrichthyes; Orectolobiformes; Rhincodontidae.